UACUAGUACUACCGCACCUCAUUUUUUUACCUAAAGUCAUCGAAGUCCUAGACAGAAAUCAAAUAGAAACAUUAAAAAUCUAAUUUCUUUCAAAAUGGCAUUACUGAAUAAAUUAGUGGUGUUUGCUGGAUUUGUAUUCCUUCUUCACGCUGCGUAUUCUGCGGCUCAACACCGAGCGUAUUUGAGGAUCACGGAUCAGGAAUUUACAAACCUUCCCGUGGAUAUAAUAUUUCAAGCUGUUCUAAGUCUGAUGCUGAUUAUCUAUAAUAUUUUACAAGUGGUAGGGGAUUUCAAGGAGAUUCGAGCGGCAGUGGAUUUGCAGGCCAAAUCAUGGGAAACGCUCGGAAACAUUCCUUCGUUUUACACGUUCAAUCACCGCGGUAAAGCCUUAUCCCCCUUCUACGAACAACCUAACCCGACAGCAAUGGAACGGUCAGAUUUAAGCAGUUUUGAGUGAGUAAGGCAUUUUCACUAGGAAUUUUAUUGGACGUUAAUUUAUUUGCAGCAAAUAUAUUUGUCGAUUUGAA
Molecule: messenger RNA, 527 nt
Organism: Armigeres subalbatus
Lineage: Eukaryota; Metazoa; Arthropoda; Insecta; Diptera; Culicidae
Gene: EMC5
Product: ER membrane protein complex subunit 5
Exons: 3
Coding region: 95-457 (120 amino acids)
Source: RefSeq, a predicted model, not a curated record